AUGCAGCGCGCGCUACCUAAUGCCCCAGACGGUUACACGCCUUCCACGGUAGAUUGCCCAGCAAGCCGUCCGACAGUGCGUAGUGCGACGGCGCUCUCGUCGAACGAGUCGUCAUGGCUGAGGACCCGACGCAACAAGACCCUGUCGGCGAUGAAGGACUUUUUUGGUCAUGUCAAUAUCACAGACUUUGAUGCGGUGGAAUACCUCGACCGUGUCUCUAGCAACAGCUCGGAUCUUCCUAACGUUGGAAUUGCCGUCUCUGGUGGAGGGUAUCGGGCGCUGAUGAACGGAGCUGGAGCGAUCAAGGCUUUCGAUAGCCGGACGGAAAAUUCUACCAACAGCGGCCAGCUGGGCGGCCUGCUGCAAUCGGCAACAUACCUGGCUGGCCUGAGUGGUGGUGGAUGGCUGGUGGGAUCUAUUUAUAUGAAUAACUUUUCCACCAUUUCUUCACUCCAAGCGCCCCAGGAAGGGGGUGUUUGGGAGUUCCAGAACUCUAUCUUCGAAGGUCCUGAGGGAGAUAGCAUUCAGAUCGUGGACUCUGCUAGCUACUACAAGGAUAUUUACGACGCUGUGUCCGGCAAGAAAGAUGCAGGGUAUCCGACGUCUAUUACCGAUUACUGGGGCCGUGCUCUUUCAUAUCAACUCAUCAACGCUACCGCAGGCGGUAUUGACUACACCUGGUCAUCCAUUGCGCAGACCGAUUCAUUCCAAGAGGCAGAUAUGCCGAUGCCUGUGUUGGUUGCAGAUGGUCGGUACCCAGAUGAGCUGCUAGUCAGCAGCAACGCUACGGUUUACGAGUUCAACCCCUGGGAAUUCGGCACCUUUGACCCGACGGUGUACGGAUUCGUCCCCCUCGAGUAUCUGGGAUCACGGUUUGUAGCCGGCACUCUUCCGAGCAACGAAAGUUGCGUUCGAGGCUUUGACAAUGCCGGGUUCGUCAUGGGGACUUCAUCUUCCUUAUUCAACCAGUUCCUCUUACAGAUCAACUCUACCAGUCUCCCCGACUUUCUCAAGUCUGCGUUCACUGAUAUCCUCGAAGAUAUUGGACAGGAUGACGAGGAUAUUGCAGUGUACGCGCCGAAUCCAUUCUACCUUUGGGCGAAUUCAACAUCACCAUCUGCUCGCGAAACCGAACUGGAUCUCGUGGACGGCGGAGAAGACCUCCAGAAUAUACCUCUUCACCCACUGAUCCAACCAGAGCGUCAUGUGGAUGUCAUCUUCGCGGUGGACUCCUCCGCCGACACCACCUACAAUUGGCCCAAUGGAACCGCGUUGGUUGCGACGUAUGAACGUAGCCAGAACUCAACCGGAAUCGCCAAUGGCACCGCCUUCCCUGCUAUUCCCGACCAGAAUACCUUUGUCAACGAAGGUCUCAACACGCGACCCACAUUUUUUGGGUGCGACGCGUCGAACACUACCGGAACAGCUCCCUUGAUCGUUUACAUCCCCAACUUCCCGUACGUGACCUACUCGAACAUGUCGACAUUCGAUCCCAGCUAUCCCGAGUCCGAAACAGAGAGCGUCAUCCUCAACGGAUACAAUGUCGCAACAAUGGGCAAUAGCAGUCGCGACGGUGACUGGUCGGCCUGUGUGGGAUGUGCCGUUCUCAGUCGGUCCUUCGAACGCACCAACACCAAUGUGCCGGAUAUCUGCACCCAGUGCUUCCAAAGAUACUGCUGGAAUGGCACGACCAAUAGCGCCACCCCAGAAACAUACGAGCCAACGACUGUAUACGACAAUGCGGGCUAUGGUGUCCUUCCCACUGUUUUGGCGAGUGUGCUUGCCGCAGGCAUGACUGUUACUGCACUCCUGUAA
Aspergillus sclerotioniger CBS 115572 is the source of this 1815-nucleotide messenger RNA. RefSeq names its product lysophospholipase family protein. Bases 1 to 1815 code for a protein of 604 amino acids. Gene Ontology annotation, molecular function: A2-type glycerophospholipase activity. Gene Ontology annotation, cellular component: cytosol; intracellular membrane-bounded organelle. The record is from RefSeq and is a predicted model, not a curated record. NCBI's taxonomy places the organism in Eukaryota, Fungi, Ascomycota, Eurotiomycetes, Eurotiales, Aspergillaceae. The transcript has 2 exons. Gene Ontology annotation, biological process: glycerophospholipid catabolic process.